AUGAGUGAUUUCUUAAAUUAUUAGCAAUUCUAUUUAAAUAUAUUUUAUAUAAAUAUACAAUUAAUCAAAACAAAUAUAUAAAUUAGAAUUAAUUUUGCUUAAUGUAAUAGUAGAAAGGCAAAACCUCCUUUUAAAUGGAAUGCUAACGGAAACAUUUCAUAAAGGAUAAACUAUAUCAUCUUCUUUUAGAUGAGAAUUGCAUCAGAAUGUCCGAGGUAAGAUAACAUCCACCUAAAAGAGACAGUCAAUUUUCAAGACUCUAAGUAUCUCCUUGAAUUAAAUUUUGAAAAUUUAAUAUAUUGGAGGACAGAGCACAGUUUAAUAGUUGCAUUUGGUAUCAAGUAUAAUAAAGCACUCAAAUGGUUUCAUGGUAACAGCUCUGAUUUAUUACAUCUGUAUAAAUAAUUAAGUGGAAAGGUGUUCUUUGGGAAUAUUUCAUCAAUUUAUGAGAGCAAAGAAAUAUUAGGUUCUGGAGCCUCAUCAAAAGUAUAUAGAGUAUGUAAUAAACUAACGCAUCGAGAAUUUGCUUCGAAAUGCAUUCGUAAAGACUAUAUUUAUAGGAGAGAAGAUAAAGACAGAUAUGUAACAAUUUAUGUGAUUUAGAAUCGCAUGAUUUAAGAGAUUGAAUUAAUGAGAAAAUUGGACCAUGAAACCAUUGUUAAAAUUAUUGAUAUUUUCGAAGGAGAAAAGUCGUUCUAUAUCAUUCUUGAAUUAUUAUAGGGUGAGUCUCUGCAUUCGUUUUCGAAAAAACACUCAUUAACACUCACAUAGAUUAGAUAGAUAAUAAAUGUAUUAAUUUUUUCAUUUGAUAGAGAUGCUUAUAAGCAUUAUGCUAUUUGGACAUAAAUAACAUAAUUCAUAGAGAUUUGAAAUUGGAAAACCUAGUAUUGAACGAGCAGGGGAAAGUUGAGUCUGUAAAGGUUAUUGAUUUUGGUCUUGCAAUAUACACGUCAUGUCCUUAUAGAUAACUGUGUGGAACUCCUGGAUAUAUAGCUCCAGAGAUGUUUAUUGAAAAAUAUCCAUACACUACUAAAGUAGACAUUUUUAGUUUAGGAGCUAUAUUCUUUAAACUAUUGUGUAAGAAAUCCUUAUUUAGUGGCAAUACAAGUGAUGAGAUAUUAGAAAACAAUAAGAAGUUCUUGUGCAAUAAUUAUUUAAAAAAUUGUUCAGAUGAAACUAUUGAUUUGAUAAAAUAAAUGCUUUAAAGAGAUCCUAAUAAAAGAAUCUCGGCCUCUUAGGCUUUGCAGCAUCCAUUCUUUGGUGAAAAAUUUACUGGUAUUGAUUUUAAAAAGUAUAGGAGAAUAAGGAAUUGCAGAAGAAAGUCCUCAUGAAAUUGUAAGAAUGUUUCCGCUUACGAAACCUAUGUAAGUCAUCAAUUCAAAUGAUAAUAUUCCUGAUAUUAAGAUUUAAGCUAUUCGAGGAAGUUAAUAAAGCUUUGAGCAAAGUUUGGGAUCCAAUUAUUUUCCAUCCUUUGAUGAUGAUAUUAAUCGACUUAGAAAAUAGAGCGAUCAUAUUAUUGAAUGA
This is a messenger RNA of Paramecium octaurelia, 1524 nucleotides long. NCBI's taxonomy places the organism in Eukaryota, Ciliophora, Oligohymenophorea, Peniculida, Parameciidae. The record is from the annotation of a GenBank genome assembly.